AACCAGACUCAAAAUGGUCCCCAAAGGCCGCUUUGGCGACCCACUGCAAUUGACAAGUCAACUUGUGCACUUAAAGCGUAUCAGUUUAUGGAAAGCUUGUUUGAAAUCCUCGUUGGACAUAGUAUAGAUGAUGGGGUUGAUGAGGGAGUUGAGAUAGCCCAGCCAUGUGAAGAAGUCAAAGAUGGCCAGAUGGAACCAGCAGGCAUCCUUGCAGAUAGGCAACACCAGAGAGAUGAUGAAGAAGGGCAGCCAACACACAAUAAAGGCUCCCAAAAUGAUCCCCAGGGUCUUGGUGGCUUUGCGCUCCCUAGCGGCCAUGAGUUUCUUCUUCUCUAGCAGGGCGUCGGAGACUCUCACUUUGACUUGGUUCACGUACACUGGAGACCCAGAUUCGCUGGGCAAUUCGGGGGCCCUCGAGUUAAUGGAGGUGACGGAAGACGUGGACCCGGGAGAGUCGGUUAUCAGCUGGGCUCGGGUCAAGCGCUUGCCAGUCUUGUUGGGCGUCUGUUUCAAAAUCCUGGAGCGAGCUUCCACAUAGAUGCGGCCGUAAAGUGCGAUGAGGAGCAGGGUGGGGAAAUAGAAAGCGCCCACCGUGGAGUAGACCGUGUAGAGGACGUGGUCGGUGUUCACCACACAGUCUGACACCUCCUCCUCAGCUUUGGCCUGGCGCCAGAAGAAGGGGGGCAGCGAGAUGGAGAUGGAGAAGACCCAAACCAGUACGAUCAUGACCGCCGCCCGUUUGGGAGUCCUUUUGGCUGAGUACUCCACCGCGUCCGUGAUGGCCCAGUAGCGGUCCAAGGCGAUGACACAGAGAUGUAGGAUGGAAGCAGUGCAACAGGUGAUGUCCGACGACAGCCAUAAGUCGCAGACCACCUGGCCCAGCGUCCAGCGACCGGUGACCGUAUACAUGGUGCUGAUGGGCAUCACCAGGAUGGACACGAGCAGGGACAAAAGCCAGGAUGGAUGUUCAGACAUGGUAUUUGAGAACUUCAAAGCUGGCUCUGGCCUUGGCAAUUAUCCACUCAAAACCAGCAGAUAAAAGCAGCAGAGAAUACACGGAGAACCUUGCGAGAGUGGUGUCUGAGCAGGAAUCUAAGUGGAGAUCAAAAGUUGAAGCUUUGGAAGCUGAAGUUUUGCAAUUACGUCAAAAACUUCUUCUGAGCAGAAUUUGUUCAGAAGCUUUUAAGAAUGGAAACCCAACUUCCCAGUUUCAAACUCAGGAACCUAGAAGUUCUGAAAAUACAUCAAGUCUGCUUGAAGAUUCUGGAUGUGAUUUAUCAAGUGAACAGAGAACUGAACCUUCAGAGAUACCCCAGCAAUAUGUGGAAAGCUGUACCCUCACACCCUUUCCAUCACUGCCUAUUAUAAAAAAACAUUGUGCCAUGCCUGAAAAUCCUCUGUCUUCUCACAUGCAAUUUUUGCAACAUCUACUUGAGCUGAAGAGCUUGGCACAAUCAGGUAGUCUGAAAACAGACUUAAGCCAGUUUGAAAAUGACUCUUCCACAGUAUGUGAUUCUGUUUUUCAGUUGCUGGAUGGCUUGAUCACUUUUUACAAGAAUCCCAAACUUCCUUUUUCAAGCUUUUGGACAGAAGCUGUUUGUACUUUGGCUAGACUGAUGAAUGAUUAUAACUUAUCUAAUCAUAUUCUUAAAAAGUGUUCCAAGAAGUUGGAAGAAUUUGAGAAAAUCCUGCUACAGGUUAUUUUAAGAAACAACCAUAUUAAUCGAUUUCAGGUGCAGCAUUAUAUCUCUCAGAGUCUGGUAACACUGGGAAGUUGUGGCUUCUUAAGAAAGUCUAUUAUAUCUCUGCUUCUCUCAGAAGUAAACAGUUUUGCUGAUGAUCUUGGAACCAUCAGUCAGGUGCGAGCCAGUUAUGAUGUGACACGCUACGAAAAUACUUUCUAUCUGCUCUGGGUACUGGAGCAGCUUCUUCAAAAGGAAUCUGAAGAAAGCAACACUUCAAGUAUAGGGCGUGAUGACCAAGAAAUCAAGAAAUUUCUUCAGAAACAUGAUCAAAUUAUUUUCCAACUUUCUGAUGCAUUCCCUUUGUUUACUUUUUAUUUAUGGAGACUGGGCAUUCUCUUGAACUCAGCAGAAAUACAAACUGUUGAAAACAAUUCACUUCCUUAGCAAUAUACCAAAUAUUAGAAACAUACUAAAGUUGAAUAUAUGAAGAUCUUGUGCUUAAAAUAUUUUCAAGAAUAUUUUUAACUAAGCAUUUUAAAAUGGAUGUCUAAAUAAAAUCAGUAAUUUGAUUUAAUAGUUAAAUUGUGGAUAAUAGAUUAUGAGUCCUAUUUCAAUACUAAAAUAAGCCAGUUUCAGUUGAGAAUGCCCCUGUUAUUCCAUGUACCUAUUUUUUACAAUAUGUCACUCAGUAAUCUGUUAUUCUCAAAAAUAGGCCAUUAAUUGUCUCUCAUAAAAGAUUUACAUUUUAAAAGAUUUCCACAUAAUAGAUACUAGAUGAUAAAGUUUUACUACUUUAUUAACAUACAGUGUUUAAAAUAACUGAUUCUAAAUGCAAUUUUUAAAACUUUUUUCUUAUGUAGUUUCACUUAUAUCAUUGCCGAUCAACUUAGUGGGGAGUCAUGAAAAAGAAGAGUUUUUAACAUUUGGAAACCUAAAGGACUUUAAUUUCAUAUAUUCAACAUAUUUGUUAAAUCCUUUUUAAAGUAUUGGUUAGUUGUUUAAAAUGUUUAUUUUUCUAUAAAUGUUUGUUUUGAUUCUGUUGAUUAUUUAUGUUACAAUAUUCCUAUUGUUAAAAUGCAGUUAAGGUAUAUAGAAUUAAGUCAUUAAGAAUACAUCUACAAAUUCUGACAUCUAUGCAGAAAUACAUUUUGUACUUAUUAAAAGUUAUACGAAGGCAUUUCAUUAUUAGCUUACUUUGGAUUCUUCAAUCCCUGCAGACCAGGUUCUCCAGGUACCAUCACCUCAGAGCAUACUGACCAUUUCAGGGUUGUAGCAUCUUGCUAGGCAAGACUUUGAGGCAAGUUACAGAUAAUCUUCAAAGGUUCCACACAAUGCAAGGUCUUAACAAUAGGGUGGUGUGUGGGAAUACUGUAUUUUAUACAUGAUUGUUC
Messenger RNA from Choloepus didactylus (southern two-toed sloth), 3076 nucleotides. It is a transcript of the gene MEI4, whose product is annotated as meiotic double-stranded break formation protein 4. Gene Ontology annotation, cellular component: lateral element. The record is from RefSeq and is a predicted model, not a curated record. Bases 960 to 2129 code for a protein of 389 amino acids. Gene Ontology annotation, biological process: homologous chromosome pairing at meiosis; oogenesis; spermatogenesis. The transcript is spliced from 5 exons. NCBI's taxonomy places the organism in Eukaryota, Metazoa, Chordata, Mammalia, Pilosa, Megalonychidae.